Anopheles nili is the source of this 2247-nucleotide messenger RNA. Its product is annotated as fringe glycosyltransferase. NCBI's taxonomy places the organism in Eukaryota, Metazoa, Arthropoda, Insecta, Diptera, Culicidae. Gene Ontology annotation, cellular component: membrane. Gene Ontology annotation, molecular function: O-fucosylpeptide 3-beta-N-acetylglucosaminyltransferase activity. Bases 1 to 1302 code for a protein of 433 amino acids. Gene Ontology annotation, biological process: regulation of Notch signaling pathway. The transcript is spliced from 7 exons. The record is from RefSeq and is a predicted model, not a curated record.
AUGAGGUGCCUCCGGAAGAAGAUGAGCCUCGUCUACACGGCCUCCUACCGAUACAAGCGGGCACUGCAAACGAUGGCGGCGGGACUAUUUCUCAUCUACAUCACGCUGGUCCUGUACCAGACCGUCGGCAGCGAUGGCACCGACCCCGAUCGGGUCGGUGCGGCCAAUUUACAGGAUCUUCAAACACUCGAUGCAAUGAUGCUCGAUAGUGGUGCUGAUGGCGUUGCUGUUGGUGCUGGUGGUGGUGUAGGUGGUAAUACUGGUGGUGCUGCAGCUGCUCCCGCAAGUGCAGGUGUUGAUCUCGUUGACGCGGCUGCAGUGAUAAGCAAACGUGAUUACAGUGAGCCUAGCGAGGCGCGUUUAGUGGAUGCGAACAAGUUAGUGACGGAGCGUGGUGUAGAGCCGAGUCGUCGGACGUUAGAUGGCAAAAGGAUACCGGCACCCCCGGCCGUAACUGGCACCCCAAAACCACCCACCACCGAGCUGGAUGAUCUGCUGAUCAGCGUCAAAACAACCAAGAGCUACCACGACACGCGGCUCGAAAUGAUCAUCAAGACCUGGUACCAGCUGGCCAAGGAACAGACGUGGUUCUUCACCGACACCGACGACCCGCACUACCAAAAGUUAACCAACAAUCACAUGGUCAACACGAACUGCUCCCAGGGACACUUUCGUAAGGCGCUCUGCUGCAAGAUGGGCAAGGAGUUUGAAUUUUUCCUCGACAGUGCCAAAAAAUGGUGGUGCCACUUCGACGAUGAUAACUACGUGAACGUUCCACGACUUGUGCGAAUGCUGGACGAUUACAGCCCCACGCAGGACUGGUACCUUGGAAAGCCGAGCAUAUCAUCUCCCUUGGAGAUCUUCCUAGAUAAUACCAAAACGUCCACGGAGGUGAACAAAAAGGUGACGUUCUGGUUCGCGACCGGCGGGGCCGGAUUCUGCGUCAGCCGGGCGUUAGCACUGAAGAUGAUGCCCAUCGCUGCCAGCGGCAAGUUCGUCGCGAUCGGCGACAAGAUCCGAUUUCCGGACGACGUUACGAUGGGAUUCCUCGUAGAGCAUAUCCUGAAGGUACCGCUGACUGUGAUCGAUGCGUUCCACUCGCACCUGGAGCCGAUGGAAUUCAUCCGGCCAGAAACGUUCCACGAUCAGGUGUCGUUUAGCUACGCCCGUAUGCGCAACGAAUGGAACGUGGUCAAGGUGGACGGGUUCGAUCUAAAGACGGAUCCGAAGCGGAUCUACUCGCUGCACUGCUACCUCUAUCCGUUCUUCAGCAUCUGCCCGAAAUCGAUAAGAAGGCGAUGAAACGGCGCUGCAUCGCGCAACCAAGCAGUUAGAGCCAAAUCAAAGGAAAGCAAAAGCAAAGCUCCAUCCGCCAUGCGAGGGAGAUGUGAGGUCGCCAACAAUGCUUCGAAAACUGUGAUCGCUCGGCUCACCCACCCCGUCCGGCAAUACCCGUGAAAGGACAUAGGACAUAGGUAGAGUGCGAGGGCAAUAUGUAGACAGUAGUUGUAACAAAUAGCUGGUACCCCUACCUGUAGUCGGUGAGGUGUUGAACUAGAAAUGUAAAUGAAUUAAACAAUUAAACACAAAUGAUGGCAUAUACAGGUUGUUAUUCAUGAGCCGCAGAUCCUUAGAUCAUAGAGUUAUGGUGUACAGUGAAGGAUAUGGACCAGGCCGUGAAGGAUAUGGACAGGGAGGUUGGAUAAACCAGGCAAUCGUUAUAUACAACUUAAUGAGGAUCAAACAGAGGACCAUUAGGGUUGCGAAAGGAGAAACUCCACUGCUGGGUAAACGUUAAAAUGCGAUCGUUACACAGCCAUGCGCUGCAUAAUUUAUCGGAAAGUGCAUUCGAUCGAUUAUCAGUCUAGUCUUUGUCUGUAGAUAGUAAAAGGAACGGUUUUAGGCCCCGUUUGUACCGUAGGCGCUGUUGUUUGAGCUGCAGUACUUUAUCCCCCGCUCCUGUGCAGAACGAGCCGUCGAGAGUCUUCCGGUGAUUUGGAAUCAAAUUUAGACAGGAUUCUAACAUUUAAGUCAAGCUGUACAUAUCUCACCACUACGAUUAGGGAGCGUAGGUUAAAUUGUUAAAUCGUCGUCGUCGUCAUUAACUGUAACUAAAGUGUUGGCAGCGAAUAGAAGUAGGUGUUGCAUAUAGCAGUAGGUGUUGCGAAUAGCACCUUAGGGAACGCGAAAACCAGCUAGACAAACAUAUGCGGUGCAAAUGUCCACCAUCUUCCAAAUGCGAAACAU